AUGAAAACACCUUAUGGAUACUGUGACUUACGCGUCGAGAGAGUGAACGACGACAUUAUCGAUGCAUACAUUAAACAUGGGUAUGCUUUGAUUGCUGUAAACACUACAGUGAAUUGUUUAUUACUAGGCAAUGGAAGUUCAAACAAAAAAAAAAGAAAAUUUGCAGAAUGUAAUGAUGAAACUGUUGAAGAAAAAGACUGGGUGCCUACACCCAAGUUAAUUAAUGAUAAUGACUCCAAAUUGACCAUUCUGAAUCGAUUAACAAUUCAAAUAACAAAUAUUGGACAACUACAAAAAAUUAUGAGUUCUCCAAAUUUCAAAUUGUAUAAUAUUCUAGCAGUAGAACCAUUAAAUGAUAAAGUUUUUCAGGACAUAGUCACUUCACCAUCAGUAGAUAUAAUAACUUGUAACAUGAAAACAUCUAUAACUCCAAAGGACUACACAAUCGCAGUUGAAAAAAACAUUUAUUUUGAAAUAUCCUAUUGUCCAAUGUUAUUUAGUUCUAGUACACGUCAAGAUACUUUUACUUUAGCUCAUCUACUUUAUAUUAAAGGAAAAUCAAAAAACUUAAUAAUUACAAGUGGGGCAGCUAAUAAACUAGACAUACGCAAUCCUCAUGACGUGAUGAAUUUAGGUAUUUUACUAGGUCUUUCAAGAAAACAAUCAACCAAAUCAGUCACUCAAGGAUGUUAUUCAAUUAUUUUAAGGAGCUAUGGGCGGAAAUUAGGAAAGUCUGCAAUACAUUUGAAACCAAUGAACAGCUCUUAA
This is a messenger RNA of Macrosiphum euphorbiae (potato aphid), 768 nucleotides long. The record is from the annotation of a GenBank genome assembly. NCBI's taxonomy places the organism in Eukaryota, Metazoa, Arthropoda, Insecta, Hemiptera, Aphididae.